Messenger RNA from Xiphias gladius (swordfish), 2148 nucleotides. Its product is annotated as immunoglobulin superfamily containing leucine-rich repeat protein 2-like. Gene Ontology annotation, molecular function: protein binding. NCBI's taxonomy places the organism in Eukaryota, Metazoa, Chordata, Actinopteri, Istiophoriformes, Xiphiidae. The record is from RefSeq and is a predicted model, not a curated record. Bases 1 to 2148 code for a protein of 715 amino acids. The transcript has a single exon.
AUGGCGGCUGCAGACAUUCUCUACUUCACUUUGUGGAUUGCCACAGUCUUCAGCACCGGACUUGGCUGCCCUGAGCUCUGUACCUGCUCGGAUAAAUACGGCCGCCAUUUUGCGGAAUGCUCCUACAAAGACAUGACCGAAGUCCCAGACGGUUUGCCACCUAAUGUUACAACCGUGAGCCUCUCCGCUAACAAGAUCAGUUUGAUACCGUCGGGGAGUUUCGACAAUGUCACCCGGGUGACAUCGCUUUGGAUGGCUCACAAUGAGAUCGUCACCAUUGAACAAGGGACCCUUGCGCCUUUGGUCAACCUGCGUAACUUUGACAUCAGCCACAAUAAAAUCGUAGACUUUCCUUGGGAGGAUCUGCAGAACCUCACAGCCCUGCACAUGUUGAAGAUGAACCACAACGAGAUGGCCCACCUGCCGAGGGACGCCUUCUCCAACCUCAAAGACCUGAGGUCCCUCCGACUCAACAAUAACAAAUUCAUAACCUUGGCUAAAGGGACAUUUGACGGUUUGGUGUCUUUGUCCCAUUUGCAGAUUUAUAGCAAUCCUUUUGCGUGCACCUGUUCGCUUGACUGGCUCAGACACUGGAUUUCAACUAGCACCAUCUCAGUCUCGGAGCAGAAUUUGAUUAUUUGCGCAAGUCCAGAGAAACUUAAAGGGGAAGUGAUCGGGAGAUUGCCUGAGUCAAAGUGCACAAGCCCGAAUGUCACGAUACGAAAUGAACCAAGUAUUCAAAACACAACUCUCUAUGAGGACAGUACUCUGGUCCUGACCUGUGUAUUCAAAGGAAACCCGAAGCCACUGGUCAUGUGGAAUAUUCAAAGCAAAAGCCAGAAGCAAGAGCUGGCUUUGUCGUUCACCGAGGAUGGCUCAGCAGAAUCAAAUGAGGACUCCGUACUGUCCCAUCAUCCUCUUAAAGUCUUUAAUAAUGGGACUCUCGUAAUUUCACACCUUAGGAAAGAAGACGGUGGCAACUACAGCUGCUCAGCCACAAAUGAGUUUGGUAGAGCCGACGAUUCAGUGUCAGUGGAGGUGGUGGCUUCACCAAAACCAACGCCCACAACACAAAUGACCACAACAUCCACUUACACUGAAACACACUCAUCUAGGCACCAAACUACAGAAAAGAUAUCUGUUUUUGAUUCUGUGCGUCAGCUUGAUGUAAAGAGAAAAGACUUCAUGAACAUUGUACCAACUGUCCCGCCCACUGCAGAGAUGAACUCUAAGUCUUAUGAUGAGGAACCAAGAUAUCCAUCACGUGCUAGUAGAUGUGGCUUGACGGCUAACACAAGAUACAUUUCUAGCUAUGUCUUCAACGGGAGCCUGGAUGAUAUCAAGCAGUACACAUUUGACUUUGGUGUCAUUGCAUUGGGGGUUUCAGAAACGGAGGCAACAGUACGACUCAACCCUCUUCUCAUACCCAGACAUAAGAGCGCCAACCGGGCCAUCACUGCUGCCACAUCUGGGAGCUUCCCCACUGACGGCGAAGAGCACCACGGCCUUUCGGACGAAAAAGUCCAUUCCAGUGGCUUGUAUCUAUGCGUCACUGCCGAUCGCAAACACUCGGCUGUGCUGUGGUCGAGAAUCAAGGAAGGCGUCAACACGUACCUUUUCAGCGGUUUACGCCCCGGCACCAACUACUCCCUGUGUCUGACCUACAGAGGGGAGGACUGUGAGGUCCAGGUGCUGUUCACCACCAGGAGAAGGGUGCCAAACCUGCUGAUCAUCAUCUCGGUCAGCAUCUGCCUCCUGACCGUGUCUACCGUGCCUCUGCUCGGCGCGACAUGCUUCCACCUGGUGUACAAGUAUCGCAGCAAGACGUACAAGCUGAUCCUGAAGGCCAAAGACCAGUACCACACGGAGAGGAACCUCACCGCCAACUUUAACAUCCGCGCACCUCACACCGACUCUCAGAGGAAGAUUAAUUGCAGCCAGCUGGACGAGGAGGAGGGGGAGACGGAGAGCGGAGAUGGACAGAAAGAGGCCGAUACAGAAGAAAGUGUGGUGACGGAGUCAUUUACGCUGUCUCAGUGCCGGGGGAAUUUAGAGGACUGUGAGAUAGGAUCUGAGUAUAGUGAUAGGUUGCCUUUGGGAGCUGAAGCAGUGAAUAUUACCAGCAGUUACAAAUAUCCAAAUCAGUAA